Messenger RNA from Dermacentor silvarum, 1419 nucleotides. Its product is annotated as glutamate receptor 4-like. The transcript has 9 exons. NCBI's taxonomy places the organism in Eukaryota, Metazoa, Arthropoda, Arachnida, Ixodida, Ixodidae. Gene Ontology annotation, cellular component: membrane. The record is from RefSeq and is a predicted model, not a curated record. Gene Ontology annotation, molecular function: glutamate-gated receptor activity. The coding region runs from base 1 to 1419 and encodes 472 amino acids.
AUGUUUUUCCCAACGGUGGACGCACCAGCCAACGCAAGCAUCGAGCAGGGAUAUCUUCGUGUCGUCUACCAGAGCAUGUUUCCAUUCAUCGUAGUUACGCAAGAAGCAAACGGCCAUCGCAUGUCCGGACCUGUCGCCGAAAUGCUGGCGCUCAUCGUACGAGGUCUCAACGUCAGGCCGGUAUUGUCACUACCUCCGGAUGGCCAGUGGGGGUACAAAGUGAACGGAAGCUUCACCGGCGCCAUCGGCAUGUUACAGAGAAAGGAAGUGGACCUGUUCAUCGGUCCGGCAGGCCUGAUCGCCGAGCGACUGGAGGCAGCCAACUUUUACCCCUACGUGUUCGGCUACUCCACCAUACUGGCACCGCACCCACGGAAGAUCGUGGACCCAUUCAGCUUCGUCAAUGCCUUCCAGUCCCAGGUCUGGGUGGCCAUUUUCCUGAGCUGGUUCCUGGUGGCCCUCGUGUCAACUCUUGGAGAAUCGCUGCUUUCCACGCUGGCGCCAGGUCGCGGCAUAAGUGUGCGUCGCGGUGGCUACUGGAACAGCCUCUGGGAAUACCUGCAGUUCAUGCUUCCGCAAGGCUGCAACAAGUGCACCUCGAGCGAGUUUGGUCGCGUGCUGCUGGGCUUCUGGUUCCUGGCCAUGCUGGUGCUAAUGUCCAGCCUUGGAGGCGAGCUCAAGGGGAGUCUGCUCGUCAAGGACAUCGAGGAUCACGUGGACUCGGUGGACGACCUGCUGCGCUUUCCCUCAAUACGCAUCGCUGCAGAGAAGGGCAGCGUGCACGAGCGGUUCUUCAACAGACCGGCGCACCCGACGUUCCGCAGUCUGCUUCCGCGGCUGCAACCAGUUCAGGGUUCGCUGACGUCAAUGGAAGUGGCGGCCGCCAUCUUGGACAAGGUGGAGGCCCGCAGCCACGUGUUCGUCCUGCCGCUGACGUACCUCAAGGGACUGCUCAACGCGCGCUACACCGCUAGCGAGGGGCGCUGUCGCUUCCACGUGGUUCGACAUCCGCUCUCGCUCACCACGGUUGGCAUGUUUCACCGCAAGGACCUCGCGCCGGACACGAGAGAAGCCAUCGAGAAAAGAGCCCGGUACAUGAUCGACAGCCACCUCUUCGAACGCAUGAUCGACACCCGAGUCAUCAACUACACUCGCUGCUUGCAAGAGGAAGAAGACCGCGUCGACGCACUCAGCAUCAGCGACGUGCACGGAAUCUUCUACCUCUACUUGGCCGGCGUCUGCGCCUCUGUUAUCGGCUUUGGCCUCGAGUGGGCCUCGUACGCCUUGUCAUCCCGCGAGAGGAAUCAGCCCAGAGAACUGCGCGCGAUGAGCUCGCCCAAGACCGAGGCCACCAAGAAGCACGCCAAGGAGAAGAAGGCGCGCAAGAAAAUCAAGAGCCCGAAAACGGCCCACCGGUAA